Lontra canadensis (Northern American river otter) is the source of this 2628-nucleotide messenger RNA. RefSeq names its product TNFAIP3 interacting protein 3 (gene TNIP3). The transcript is spliced from 14 exons. The record is from RefSeq and is a predicted model, not a curated record. The coding region runs from base 107 to 1300 and encodes 397 amino acids. Lineage: Eukaryota; Metazoa; Chordata; Mammalia; Carnivora; Mustelidae. Gene Ontology annotation, biological process: cellular response to lipopolysaccharide; regulation of transcription by RNA polymerase II.
CUCAGUUACUGUUUGAUUCAAAGAGUCAUAAAGACAACCUCGCCACAUCUCUGUUAGACCUUGUAGUAUGCUUACCUAGAUCUGAGAGGGACUUUCAGUAGAGACCAUGAUUCCAUGUGGACGACGCAUAAACAAAAAUGAGAAACACGAAGAGAAACUGGUAAUGUUCACCAAUCAUCCGGAGGAUUCUGAAAGAUGUGAAAGCAUGGAAUUGGACAAUAAAAUCCGAGAUCUGAUUGAGAGGAAUGCUUCUCCCGAUCUUAAAGGGGUGACCCUGGGAGCCACACCAAGUCACAGAAAUUCAUGUUCCCUAAAGACCCCAGGAAAAACAGCUUCCACGGCACAUCUUGCACAGGGAACAACUAGAAUGAGUGCUGCAGAAGGUUCUAUGGAGCAUGCAGAGUAUGAUCAAUCAUCAAGCAGAAAGAACUUGACAAAUUCUCUUGAACAAAAGAUAAGGUGUUUGGAAAAACAGAGAAAAGAGCUCCUGGAAGUCAACCAGCAAUGGGAUCAGCAAUUUAGAAGUAUGAAAGAGCUAUAUGAAAGAAAGGUCGCGGAGCUGAAAACGAAACUGGACGCCGCAGAAAGAUUUCUCAGCGCGCAGGAGGAGGAGCGGCAGCAGAGUCAGAGAGAGAGCGACAGGCUGCGCGAGCUGACCCGCGAGCGGCUGCAGCGCCAGGAGAAGGAAAAGGAGAGCCUACACGAAGAAUUACACGAAUUGAAGAAAGAAAAUAAGUUCUUGAAGGAAAAAAAUGCUCUUGUGAACAAGAAGAAGGAACAUUAUGAGUGCGAAAUAAAACGCCUCAAUAAGGCUCUUCAAGAUGCCUUGAAAAUCGAGUGUUCUUCAUUUUCGGAGGACUGUUUGGGAAAGUCUGAAAUGGAGUGCAGGCAUGAGGAGAUGCGAACAGAAAUGGAAGUUCUCAAACAGCAGGUGCAAAUAUAUGAAGAAGAUUUCAAAAAGGAGCGAUCAGACCGAGAAAGACUUAAUCAAGAGAAAGAGGAGCUGCAGCAAAUUAAUCGAACUUCUCAGUCCCAGUUGAACAGGCUGAAUUCUCAGAUAAAGGCUUGUCAGAUGGAGAAAGAAAAACUCGAAAAGCAAUUAAAACAGAUGUUGUUCCCGAUGUGUAACUGCGGCUUGAAUUCCCACGGGCAGGAUCCAUGCGCACCAGCAGGCCCUGGAGCUGCACGGGAUCAACAGAAGCCCCCACCAGACUAUCAGUGGUAUGCUCCUGACCAGUUUCCGCCAGAUGUGCAGCAUAAGGCAGAUGGUUUCUCUUCAGAAAAGAAAGUCAAUCAGUAGAAGCACACACAAGUAGAGGAACAUUCGGGCCAGAGGGAGAGCUUGGCUGAGGACCCUCGUUUUUCUUUUUACUGGUGGCUUAUGUCAACACAACUGCACAUCAUCUACUCCAUGAUUCGUGCAUGGUAGUGUUUCCCUUUGGCACAGAGAGAGGAAAAGACUUGGGACAGCUAAGAUCCUGAUCAAGUCGGAGAAGCCAGCAUUACACAACCAAAUGCAAUGUCCAGUUUCCUCAAAAUGAGAUUUGGCAGAUGGAUUAUGCGCCAUUCUUUGAAACUGUCUUCAGCAUAUUGCUGUUGGACUUACAGAGGCUGAUCUCAUGAUUUCAGCAACUCCACUUUUGGUACAGUGAUGUUCUAUGUUGAUUGAAAUAUAUAUUCCCUGGGGGAAGAGUUACUGCAGUUAUAAAUUUGUAACAUUGCUCCCAUGAUUUCUGUCGGGGCUUGGUUCUUUAGCCUGUGUGACUAGGUACUGUGCUCAUCAUUGUUGGUCUUGGUGAACCUAUGAUUAGGACUAAAGACAUGUAUAGACCUCCUUAAACUAAAUGAAUGGUUCAAUUUGAAUAAAAUGGUAACCUUGAAACUAUGCUUUGAGCAGAUCAUUUCUAUAAGGCAGAUAGAGAAAUUGUGAGCCUCCUUCAUUCUUCGGUGGGAUAGGUUAUGAAAGACAAAACUCCACUGUGAUGUUGAUGGCUUUGCUGUGUUCAUAUGUACUACAGUAGUAGUUUGGAGACACAUGGAUUUAGGGUGGAAUCUGUUUUUAUUUCCCAUGGAUUUGAGUAAUUAUUGAUGAACAACACGUCUGACUCCUCAAACCUAUAAAAUUGGAAAAUGAAUGUAUCCCGAUUCUAUUGUAAUUAAAUUUUACCGUGGCAUGACAGAUGUCUGAAGACUAAGCAGAUUUAAAGUAUUACAUUCAUCCAUUUAAUAAGGUUUCUGCUAGGACCAACCAACUGGAGGUCCUCUUUGUGAGGAGAUGUAGAACAGAAGUGUGAGACCCACAGAUAUAUGUAAUCCUAGAAGCACCUAAAGAAAACUAGGAGCAUCUGCUGAAGCAGUCAAAUGAAACCAUCCGACAUACUGCUGAAACUCUCUGGCUCAGCUUCCAGAAGUUAAACUACUUAAUUCCAGCUCAGACUCUUUUCUUUUUUUUCAACUCCUGAAUAUACACACAGCUUUGUGUAAUGGGAAGGUGAACCAGCCUUAGAAAGUUAAAUACUUUCAGCCGGGGUCUGGCUACUAGGAAGAUAAUUCCUGAGAAAGAAUUAUCCUUCUCUUACAUUAAUUCUCCUAAGCUUUGUUUUUGCUGCUACUUAUUAAGGAGACAAA